Molecule: messenger RNA, 336 nt
Organism: Cladophialophora psammophila CBS 110553
Lineage: Eukaryota; Fungi; Ascomycota; Eurotiomycetes; Chaetothyriales; Herpotrichiellaceae
Exons: 1
Molecular function (GO): carbon-sulfur lyase activity
Source: RefSeq, a predicted model, not a curated record
UGCUGGUGUGUCGAUUGCAAGAAGUUCUCGGGGUCAACGAAUACCAACAACAUCCUGGUACCCCUCCAGGGGAUGAGAGUGGUAAAGGGGAACCUUAAGACGUUCACUUUGGAUGUCGAUACUGGGAACCAGAUGACCAGCUUCUUUUGCGACAACUGUGGGUCGACCUUGUACCGCAAGAGCAGCGGAGUCAGUGAUGGCGUGGCCGUGAUGAUUGGUGGUGUGGAUGGAGAUGAGGUUCUACACGCCAGCAAACCUCAGGUGGAGAUUUAUACGAGUAAUCGUCCGAAAUGGGUCGCUCCCAUUGAAGGGGCUGACCAGGAGGAAGGGAUAUGG